Molecule: messenger RNA, 1668 nt
Organism: Penicillium angulare
Lineage: Eukaryota; Fungi; Ascomycota; Eurotiomycetes; Eurotiales; Aspergillaceae
Exons: 5
Coding region: 1-1668 (555 amino acids)
Biological process (GO): anterograde axonal transport
Cellular component (GO): mitochondrion
Source: RefSeq, a predicted model, not a curated record
AUGGCCGAAGAGAACCCCAUCACAGCGCCUGAGGCUGCUGAACAGCCUGAACAAACGAUCGCUGAGAGCAAGCCCGCCGACAACCAGUCGGAGAACACCGCUGCCCCAGAAAACACCUCUACCGAGAAUGCCGAUGCGACCGACGACAAGAAGGAGCCUGAACCUGAGAAAGACAAGGCUGAUGCGACUGGCGAAUCGGCCUCCGCUGAUGCCGAGACCGCAGCUCCGGAAUCCAACGGAGCCCCUGCGUCAGCGAAGAAGUCAUCCAAGGACCGCCGUCGCUCCAGUGCUGUCGGCGAAAAGAAGCUGAAUCGCAAGAAGUCGCAGUCUCGCAUCACCAACCUGGAUGUGAAGCCUGGCGAGUAUUACCUGGCGCGUCUUCGCAGCUAUGCGCCAUGGCCCUCCAUCAUCUGUGACGACGAGAUCCUACCCAAUUCGCUUCUUGAAAGCCGUCCCGUUACAGCGAUUCAAGAAGAUGGAACAUACCGCGCCGAGUAUGCCGACGAUGGCAAGAGAGCUCAUGAGCGGACGUAUCCUGUGAUGUUCUUCGAGACCAAUGAAUUUGCCUGGAUCCCGAACACCAACCUGACUCCGCUUGACCCGGCUGCGUGCAAGGACGUAUCCGAGAAGAACAAGGCCAAGUCGCUCAUCUCAGCUUACAAGAUUGCUGCGGAGGGCCAUGAUCUACAAUAUUUCAAGUCCCUUCUGUCAGACCACGAAGCUGCCCUAGAGCAGGAGAGGGAAGAAGCCGAGCGCGAAGAGGAGGAGAAAGAGAAGGCAAAGGCCGAAAAGGCGGCUAAGAAGAACAAGCGCAAGAGCAAAGGACCUGAGACUGAUGUGGAAAUGGAGGACGAAGAGGACACCAAGAAGUCUAAAGCUACCAAGAAGAGAAAGAAGGACGAGACAGAUGCUGAGACAGAGAAGCCUGCUAAAACCCCAAAGACUCCAAAGACUGCGACGAAGCUUAAAUUGACGACCCCGAAGGCUCCUGCUGAAGAGAAGAAAAAGACACCUGCCUCCAAGGCCAAGAAGGCUGCGCCAAAGAAGGGCAAGGCUGUCGCCGCCGCUAGCGAUGAGGAGGCUGCUGCUGCUACAGAGACAAAGCAGCCAGAGAAGCAAGUCGAUCCCGAGGAGCUCAAAAAGAAGAAAGAAAAAGAAAUUCUGUUCUUACGCCACAAGCUGCAGAAGGGGUUCAUUUCCCGCGACCAGCCACCGAAGGAGGAUGAGAUGGCCACCAUGGCCACUUACUUCGACAAGUUGGAGAAGCACGCCGAUCUGGAAGUCGCCAUAAUUCGCUCAACCAAGAUCAACAAGGUUCUAAAGAUGAUUGUCAAGCUCAAUUCGAUCCCUCGCGAUGAAGAGUUCAACUUCCGUUCCCGUUCAAUGGGUAUCCUGUCAAGCUGGAAGAACGUGCUGGAUGGAGAUGCUCCAGCUGCCUCAACUGACAAAGAGGACAAGCCCGCCGCUAACGGUGCUCUGAAGGAUGGGGACUCUCCCGAGGAACCUAAGAUUGAGACCGAAGAGGAGAAAGAAUCUGAGAACAAGCCAACCGAUGAUACCCCUAUGCCUGAUGCUGAUUCUGAGAAACCAGAAGCGCCUGAUACUGAAGAGGCUCCCAAGGAGGAAAAUGAGGAUGAGAAGGCUACUGAAGAGAAGUCCGAGGAAUAA